AUGUUCUUAUCAAAUCAUACCAAUGUACACCCCAGUAUCUUUCUUCUCCUUGGCAUUCCAGGAAUGGAGGCCAUGCACAUCUGGAUAUCAAUACCCUUCAGUCUGGUUUAUCUGAGUGCUCUCCUGGGAAAUUUCUCAAUUCUAUUUAUUAUCAAAACAGAUUCCCAACUGCAUGAGCCCAUGUACUUCUUCCUCUGUAUGCUCUCUGUGGCUGACCUGAUCCUCUCCACUACUGCCAUGCCUAAACUCCUCAGCAUCUUUUGGUUCCAUGACAGGGAGAUCUACUUUGAAGCCUGCCUUGUCCAAGUAUUUCUCAUUCAUUCACUGUGCAGCAUGGCCUCAGGGUUUAUCUUGGCCAUGGCCUUUGACCGCUAUGUGGCCAUCUGCAAUCCUCUGAGACAUUCCACUAUCUUGACUCAUAGAGUCAUCCAAACCUUGGGGCUAGUUAUUGUUCUCCGUGGGGCUCUGCUUUGCAGCCCUCAACCAAUCAUGCUUCGAUGGCUUCCCUACUGCAGAACUAACAUCAUUCCUCACACUUACUGUGAAUUCAUGGCUCUGAUCAAGCUUGCUUAUGCAAACACCAGAAUCUUCAGAAUAUACAGCCUAACUGCUGCCUUCUUGACUGGGGGGUUGGAUUUCCUAUUGAUCAUAUGCUCCUAUGUUGUCAUCCUUUACACUGUCUUCCACCUUCCGUCCAAGGCUGCUCGGCUCAAGACUUUGGGCACUUGUGGAUCCCACGUGUGUGUGAUCUUAGUGGCCUACACUCCAGCCUUUUUCUCUUUUCUUACUCACAGAUUUGGACGCAAUGUGGCUCCUCACAUUCAUAUCUUUGUGGCUAACAUCUACCUUCUCGUUCCACCCAUGGUGAACCCAAUGAUCUAUGGCAUUAGAACCAAGAGAAUCAGAGAGCGAUUCCUUCAAGUUUUGACUUCUCACAAAUCCUAA
Molecule: messenger RNA, 945 nt
Organism: Tupaia belangeri chinensis (Chinese tree shrew)
Lineage: Eukaryota; Metazoa; Chordata; Mammalia; Scandentia; Tupaiidae
Product: olfactory receptor 52E2
Exons: 1
Coding region: 1-945 (314 amino acids)
Biological process (GO): G protein-coupled receptor signaling pathway
Cellular component (GO): plasma membrane
Molecular function (GO): olfactory receptor activity; G protein-coupled receptor activity
Source: RefSeq, a predicted model, not a curated record